CUAUAUUCGGGCGUCAUUGUGCAUGGGCCGCGAUACAAGACGUCAGUACUCCUCCAGUCACCAAUGUUUUUGCGUCCUGCCGUCGCGGGGUCAUUUGCUGCAGCGUUUGUAUGACUGGCCAGGCCUGCAUGUCGUCGUGACCAUUGCGGUGCUGCCUGUUGCUUCUCUUCUCCAUGACAGCCAGCGCCUGUGCCCAGUUGUGCGACCUGGGGUUUGCGGAGCACACGUUGGCAGAGCAUCAGCAAAAGUCGUACUGCGGGGGAAAACCACAAGAGCAAUGCCUAUGAUAAUGAACGCUUCAUGACGAGGCAUCCGUCCUCCGAAACAGCAGGGCUCA
This is a messenger RNA of Bipolaris sorokiniana ND90Pr, 337 nucleotides long. RefSeq lists its product as uncharacterized. The transcript has a single exon. Bases 23 to 304 code for a protein of 93 amino acids. The record is from RefSeq and is a predicted model, not a curated record. Lineage: Eukaryota; Fungi; Ascomycota; Dothideomycetes; Pleosporales; Pleosporaceae.